AACAAAUUUUGUGUAACCGAAGAUGAUUGUUGUUGUUGCUCUUGACGCAUUUUUCGUAUGAUUCUUUCUUGUUCAGAUCGAAUGUAUUCACGAAUAUUAACAUCAUCGAAAGAAGCUAAGUUUUUUAGCAAUAUUUUAUUUUCCUCUUUUAUUUCUUUAAAAGCUAACUUUUUUGCUUCAUUUUGCAGUCGUAAUUCAAUCAUCUCAUGAUAUUUUUUCCUUCUUAUUGUACUUUCGUUUAAAAGAUCAAGGAUUUUUUCGUUUGAUGAUAUCAAACUAUCAGCAGACAUAUUAUGAGGAUAUCCGGUUUCAACAAUUUUUGGCUCGUAAUCUACAAAUAAAAAAUAAAGAGAAUCAUUUCUUACUUCGAAAUGCACUAGUUGAUCAUAUAUGAGAGCAUUAUGGAAAUAAUUUUAUGCAAUAAUGUAAUAUUUGCUUGCAGUUUAAUAUUUAAUUAUGUACUUUUAUUUAUAAUUUUAUAUUUUAGUGUAAGAUUUUUUUUUAAUUAAUAUUUCUGUAAUAUUUUUAUAUAUGUAUUAGUUAUUAUAGAAGUUUUAUGAAUUUACAUCAACUAUGACAAAUAUAAGGAUCAUAGUGUAAAAUAUAAAUAAUUUUGAAGUUAGGUUUAAAGUUUUACUUUUGGAGAAGAACACAUUGAAACUUCAAAUAUAAAGUUUUGGAAACUUCAAAAUAGAGUUCCUUUUUGGAGAUGCUUCAAAAUAAUUUUAAUGACUUAAUGUGUCAACUUGGUUAACUAACUAUAGUUUAGUUACAAUUGAACUAUCUUCAUCGACUUCGUACUUAAUGCUCCCAGUAAUUUAUUACAUUUUUUCGAAAAUAAUUUAUUACAAAUUUACGACAAAACAUUUGAGCUUCCAUAAGAGACAGCGUAAAUUUGAAUGAGAAAGUUAGCGGACCGUUACACUUUUUUUAAGUUUAAGCCUAUAAAUUUAUAUGAAAGUGAAAGAUUUAUAUUUAUGUUUGUUAAAAGAGUGACUGAAUCAGAAUUAAUCGAUGGUAAAAACAUUAUUAAUUAAUUGGACAUUUAAUUAAAACUGAAUACCUCAUCAAAACUGAAUGCCUCCGUAUUGACCUCUAAUUUAACUGACCUCAAAAGGCCGUAAGCCAUUGGACGUAUAUCAACUUUUAUUACCACGAGCCAUGCAUGAGGACUGAUUUUAAGAUAAAGAAACUACAUAUAACUUGUUAUGAUAAGUUCCUGACGAUGAAAAAAGAAAAAAAAAAGAUAAGUUCCUGACAUUGAUAAGCUUACAUACAUUGCUGGUCAACUUAUGGGUGGAGUUAACAUUUUCUUUGUCCAAAUCUUUUAUAGUUUUUCACUCAUUUGUUUAUGUUUGCAUUAGUUUAUGUAUUGGUUCACCUAUAUAUAGGUAUUGUUACUAAGAAUCCUAGUCUAGCCUUUCGCUGGUCACAUUGUAGAAAACAUGUAAUUGUAUAAUAAAUAUAUAUACUUGAUUUAUAAUAAUCACAUCAAAAAAGAUCAAACAAAUUAUAUAUUUUCCUCAUUCUUGGGAUCUCGAUGGUGUCUCCAAAUAUCCAAUGCUUUAUUAGGCGAGAAGACAUAGUACAAUGGUAGAUUCUUCAAUAACAUAUAUAUACACCUAACAAAAUCUAGAAACGCAAUAACGUCUUUAUACAUACUCGGCAAUGUAAUAAUAAUUAAGACUUGUGAGUAACUUUGGACUCGAAUUUGAUUGAUUCUAUUAUAUACAUAUACUGCACUACAUACACAGAGAAUAAAACCUUAUAAUAAUAAUUGUCUUUUGGGGCCAAUUGGGUCCAGAGAAAAGACUUGGUCGUCUACUUCUUUAUCCCCAUUCUCUACUUCAAAACAUUUCAUUUCUCAUGUUUCUAUAUAUUUUCUUCUCUACUUUUUAUUAGUAUUCCCGCUUGCCUACUAUCCCUAAAUCAUUAGAAUCUCUACUUACUUUUUUAAAAUCUCUAUUCCCCUGUCAAAUAUAUUUUGUUUUCUUAAUUAUUUCUCUUUGAUAUUGGCAUGGCUGGUCUCGAUCUAGGCUCAACCUCUCGUUACGUCCACAACGUCGGCCAAUUCUCCACCGACAACCACCACGAAGAUGAUGGUGGCGCUGGAGGAAACCACCAUCAUCAAGGUUUAGAUUUAAUAGUAUCUAAUGACAACUCUGGACUAGGCGGUGGCGGAGGAGGAGGAAGCGGGGACCUCGUUAUGCGGCGGCCACGUGGCCGUCCAGCUGGAUCAAAGAACAAACCGAAACCUCCUACGAUCGUCACGCGCGAGAGCGCUAACACUCUUAGGGCUCACAUUCUCGAAGUGGGAAGUGGCUUCGACGUUUUCGAGUGCAUCUCUACUUACGCGCGGCGGAGACAGCGAGGGAUCUGUGUUAUGUCCGGAACCGGAACCGUCACUAACGUCAGCAUCCGCCAGCCGACAGCGGUCGGAGCUGUUUUGACUUUGAGAGGCACUUUCGAGAUUCUUUCCCUCUCUGGUUCUUUCCUUCCGCCGCCUGCUCCUCCAGGAGCGACUAGCUUGACGAUAUUCCUCGCCGGAGCUCAGGGACAGGUCGUUGGAGGUAACGUUGUUGGAGAAUUGAUGGCGGCGGGGCCGGUGAUGGUCAUGGCGGCAUCUUUCACGAACGUGGCUUAUGAAAGGUUGCCUUUAGACGAGCAUGAAGAGCAGUUACUGGUCCAAAGCGGCGGCGGAGGCGGAGGAAAUAUUUACUCGGAAGCCACAGGGGGUGGCGGUGGCUUGCCGUUCUUCAGUUUACCGAUGAGUUUGCCUCAUAUGGGAGGUGAACAUUGGCCGGGAAAUUCUGCCGGCACCGGUAGGGCUCCGUUUUAGCUUCUGUUUUUAAAAAACUUCAGUUUUUUUUCCCUCUUUUAUUUUCACGGAAUUUAUGGAAUUGUGGUUGUUUUUCUUACAUAUCAAUUGUUCAUGUAUUGAUCCUUGAGUACAUUUUUUUUUUAGUUUUUACUUAUAGGUUGCCGAUUUGUUUUUUUUUAAGUUUCUAAAUUAAUUAUUUUCGACUUAAUGAGCAGCAUAUAUAUAUAAUCUAUCUGUUAUUUAUUUUUUCAGUUACCUUUUACUCACGCAUAUAUAAAUGCUUCGAGUUCCCUGGUUUUAUUAGAUACUACUAUAUUAAAAUUUCACAUAAUUUAUUUUGUGACAUACUAACAUUCAACGGCAUUAACGGUUGAAACUUUUAUAUCCAAUAACAACUUACACUAACGCAUUUUAUUGUAAUUUAUGUGACCUAACUAUAUCAUACACACUUUUUCUCUUUGAUUAUAAUUUCUUAAUGUUUAUUAUCACAGAUUUAUAGCGAAAAUCACGAACAGGAAGAGACAUAAAAUAUAGCAUAUUUUAUCAAAAAAAUAUAAAAGAUACAUUCACCCUUAAAAUUAAUCUAAAUAGCUUUAUUGUAACCCUCAAAGGCUCAACCCCAUCAGUGUUGCUAUCUUGGGAAACGGCAAACAUAUUGUAGCAAUAUAUAUCACUGAAUCUAUAUAUUCCAAUGUUUUACAUGUAUUUUACCGAACAAAAAUGGUUCAAAGAUAUAAGUAUAAUGCAAAAUCAAUAGGAAAAAAAUUCACACUCAUUGAGCUCGCUAGGGUUUUUCCAAACACACAUGACUGAAUAAAAUUUCCACCUUUUCAAAGUUUGAGGUCACCACCAUGUGAAUAAAAAAGUACUAAAUGACAAGAAAUGCUAAACGACAAAGAAGAUUAAAGUAAUACUAGUAAAACACUACAAAGAAAAGUGGAAGUGGAGUGCUAAUUAAGAAAUUAAAUUAUUAAUCUGACCAUUCCAUUCCAAUCAUCCUACUAUAUAAAAGGAGCUAAAUCCUAGCUUCCUAAGCCUUGCCACAUGAACAAAAUAAUCAGAACCAACCAUUAUGCCAUGUCAUUCCGGACUGGACUUUAAAAAAAAGAAAACCAACCAUUAAAAUAUGCGAAGAGUCACGGUUUAACCUGGUUCAACUCCAGUUACAUCAUAAUAAAACAAUGCAUGCAUUGAUUGUUGAUUAUUAGUCUUCUAACUACCACAUCUUUGCCAUCCUAAAUCAAAAUCGAUUUUUACAACUUUAACUUGCCCCAUACUUAAUAUUCUUAUAGCUGGUGAACAAUUUAAUUUAGGAAAUCGUUAUAUUUCAUGUCAAAAAUGCAUACUGUAUUCAUUGAAAAUUAAAUAACAUAUAUUCUACCAUUAGGAUCAAGAACUCUAAUCUGAAGACUAUAUAUUCAUCCCCUCUCACUCUGAAAAAACCACUACCGCCAACCGUUCAAGAUUUUGUGUAAGUCAAUAUUUGAAAGUCACAAUUUUGUCAAUUUUUUGGCAUAAGUGAUAUGUUUAAGAGUUGGAUAGUUAAGUCCGUAUGCGGUUGGGGACGUGGGGCUUGGCUCACCUUCCACUGUUUAUUUUCAAUUGUUUUAAUAAUAGAUUCAUAUUGAUAAUCUGUGCGAACAAACGUAUAAGAUUUUAGUUGGUUAAGAUUAAACAUAGACCGACAAUCUUCCGUCUUUAGCUAUUGGUCUCCGCCAAAAAAAUUUGAUUUAAUAUAAUAGUUCCUGCCUGCUAAGCUACUACAAUUGUAGUUCACGUCUAUCGGUCAUAUAAAAUAUUUAGUUUUUUUUUGGCUUUAUAAGAUUUUAGUUUGUAAUUAAUCUCAUGGUUCGAUUUUAUCCAUUGAGACCUUUUUCACUAUGUUUUAUUAUCAAACCAUUUCACUUUGCCUAACAUUUAAAUAUUCUUUCCUUUGUUUAAGGAUUGAUUGUUCCUCAAUACCAUGGUCAAACCAACCGCCAAUGAUCUUCCGCUUAUGGGAGGUAUUUUGAAUUUACAAGUGCAUUUUUGAAUCAAAAACAUUAUUAGUAUUGAUAUAUUAAUUUAAUACUUUAAUCCAAAUCUUUAAUAAAACAAAUAUAAAAUACAAAUUAUGUUUUAUAUAUAUAUAUAUAUAUAUAUAUAUAUAUAUUUUUUUAUAUUUUUGACUAUUUACAUCUUAUGAAAUUUGAAGUGCACAAAAAAAAAGAAAAGUUACAUCUUAUCUGAUAAGAUUCCAAAUAUAUAAAUACAAUGCUACGUUUUGAUUUUUGUUUAUUGCUACGAAACAUUUUAAAAACUUGGGAAAAGGUAAAAAUACAGACGACAUGACCGACCACUCCUUUUCUCCUGGUUUGCAAGAAUUUAAUUGAGUUGCUUAAUAUUUGUUCCAAAUUAAUAUAUAGUCCCAUCAGAAUCAUAAAUUAAUAAUCUAUCUCUAUAUAAUUUUAUAUAAGUACUAAAUAAAGAUAUUUUUGUUCAUUUUAUAGUUACAAAACUCUAAUAAAACAAAUAUAAACAUUAUUAGUAAAAUAUGUUUUUUAUUUAAAAAUACAAAUUAUGAAAAAAACCACAAUUAGUUCUUAAUAAAAAAAAUCAUGCUCCCAACUGUAUCAACAGAUUCGUCAUUCACCCCUAGAAGAUACAUAUAGGAAUAAUUAAAUACUUUGGCAAAAAAAAAACAUUUUUGUGAUGAAGAUUCUUAGAUGAUGAUCGUUUUCUAUACAAACAUGCGGCACCUCUACACCAUUGUUUUAAUCCCAGGAAAACACGUAGAAAUCCAUUAACACAAAUAUUAACAUACUUUAAUUAAAUAUGUAAUCCGCGCGGAGCGCGGACACCGGCUCUAGUAUCUUUAAUUGCCCAACCCAUUUGAUGCUAGCUAAGCUGUCACACGCAAUUAUCUAAAGCAAAGUAGCCGGAAAUGUUCAUCACAAAACAUUUAGUACUGAUUUACAAUCAUAACAUUAUUUAUCUCAAAUAUAAUAUUGCUUAUAGCUUGGAAUAAACAAAAUAUUUCUAAAAUACUGUUUCAUCGAUUAAAAGCAAAACCAACACGAUUUAUGGAUUCUAAACUUACAUAGUGCUCAUUUACUUUGAUUGUGAACUAAAACAUUUUUAAUAUAUGCUUUUUUUUUUCUAUUUUCCUUUUGUAUUUUUUAUAUCCAAAAGUUAGUAUAAGAUUUUCAGCUUGUAAUAUCUACAAAUCUGAAACAAAACUUUGACAAUAUUUACUAAUAUACUGAUGGCUUUGAAGUAAUAACUUGAAUAACUUUUCUUUCUUUCUUUGUUUUCAUUCGACCUUUCACAAGGAAAUAUAUUUCUAUAUUGCGAAGAAAUACACAAUUGUUGAAACUUUUUUUUUUGUAAACUUCACAAUUGUUGAAACUUUCACAAUGGAAUUCUAAUGAAAUAGCUUGCCUGUUGGUAAGUAAUAGUAAUGAUCCAUAACAACACAUACACAUUAUUAGAGAUAUAUAUCUGCUGGUUUUCGUUGGGGAUGAAAUACUUUUAUUAUUUCAAAAUAAUAUACUGUAGCCAUGAGCAGAUGAAAGUGUUGAUAUAAAAAUACAAAGUGUGGGUAAAGUAGAGACAGCCAUGAUUUUUACCAAGUACAACGGAUCCUUGUUCUUUCUUCACAGGAUUUUAUGUCAAACAAACUUUUACAAAAAAAUACUGUUAUUAUCAAGAAUAUAAUUAAGAAUUCUAAAACAAGCUAACCAAUCUUUCUUUAUGUAAAGUCCAUAAAGUUGUAAAAGAUAGUUUCAUAUACAUAAUAUAUACUUAUUAGUAAAACAUUAAUGAUCAAAACUAUCACAUCCAAAUGUUUGACCGCUAAUAUUUCUGUGUUCAUUUUAAAUAAUGUAAUGCCUACUUGUUCUGUUAUCAAGCUUAGAUUGGAGAGACACAGUAGCGCUUAUUUUUAAAAUUGGUUACUAUGAUGACUAAAAGUACAUGAAUAUAAAAUAACUCCGAUUUUGUAUUUUAUGCAGUAGUUGCAACAAUAAUUUCUUUUUCAAAGAGAACCGUUUUUGUUGGUUCAUCGUUAUCCAAAUUCAAAUAUUACGACAUCUUCCAUAUCAACAGGAUUUUUUUUUCCUUGUAUUUUAUAUUUCUUUUUCUGUUAUCUCUUAGAAGAGUUAUUUUAAAAUCUUAGUAAAAUUAAAUAAGUAUCUAUAUAUAUAUAUAUAUAUAUUAUUUUUUGACUAUCUAUAUUUCUAAUAAUCAAAAGUGUUCAUAUCAACUUCAGCAUAGUCAUAUUAGUAUCUGAAUCAAAUCCAAAUCCAUCCAAACACCAAAACUCGUUAUGUUCUCUAAAUGUUUCAAUCUAUUUGUUCUAAUUUUGAUCAAUCGAUCAAUACUACUGUCUCUACCAUGCAUGGCGACUUCCAUUGAAUCUCACAUAACUGUGACUUUGUUUCAAGGGAGAUAGCACAUUACCAGGUCUCAUCUACCAGUUGACCAUAGUCAUUCGGGCAUCACAUCUUAAUUUCAAUCCUAUUAAGUGAGUUUCAGUUACAAACGGUGGGUAAAAACUCGUAGGAAACAAUCUUUGGCCAAGCAAAAUCUUGAGAUAUCGACAUAACUAUUCAACAACUACUGGCUAGCUCUAAGCAGUACAAUACAUGAGUUACUGUCAAAUAAAUGCUAACUAACUGAAUUGUUAUACGCAAGAAGUAUUGAACUCAAGAUUCAUCAUGCUAUCCACGAGUUAAAAAAAACUGAUAUUUGUGGCAUGUCGUAAAGAAGAUGUUGCGACCUACUUCAGCAAGAUCAAAGCUAUGCGGGAUGAUCUUGAUUUACUACGAGGCAGCACUUGGUUGUUGUUGUUGCAACAAAUUCGAUUAACAAGAAAUGUGAGACGAGUAGAAACAACACGUCCGUACAAAUCCGACUAUAUGAGAAUGUCUCUCUCUCAUUUUUCCAUUUACUUGUGAUGGCUCACCAUACAGUAACUAGCAAUCAAAUAUUGCAAAAGACAAAAUCUUAAAUAUAAAACUACAAGAGGAGCUGCUUGGUUUAUAGAUACCAAAUACAGCAGCAAAGUAGUAAUGUAUACACAAUGGUGAGUUUGCAUGU
This is a messenger RNA of Brassica rapa (field mustard), 7900 nucleotides long. Its product is annotated as AT-hook motif nuclear-localized protein 21. Lineage: Eukaryota; Viridiplantae; Streptophyta; Magnoliopsida; Brassicales; Brassicaceae. Gene Ontology annotation, molecular function: minor groove of adenine-thymine-rich DNA binding; DNA-binding transcription factor activity. The record is from RefSeq and is a predicted model, not a curated record. Gene Ontology annotation, cellular component: nucleus.